AUGGGAUCUGGGUAUCAGAGAGUAAGCCCAGAUUAUCUUCCUCUUACAAAUACCAAAAAGCCCUACUUAAGACCUUCACCUUCCAGAUCCAACGAAAACGGAAGAACCACCACCACCGCGAUUUCAACCGAAGGAGGAGGUGGAAGAUUCAACGGUAUAAGCACUAGCUCGAAUCUCGACGGAGUUCCUAAAGGAUUCCGAUUCAGAUCCACUUCUACUAGCACCACCACAGCACAACAACAACAAGAUCUCUCUCACGAUUCCGCCGCAAACCCUAGAGGAGGAGGAGAUGGAUUGUUACAGUGGGGACAACGGAAACGAUCACGUGCCUCUAGAACCGAGAUCCGAUCCGUCACCGUCGCAGCGGCAUCAGCAGCUGAUGAUUCUUCGUCUUCCUCCGGACAAAGUUUGAUUCCGUCGAACAAAAUCCAGAGACGAUCGACAAAUCCGUCUAUGCCGCCGCCGUCAAUGUCACCGUCGCCUCUAUGCGGCGGAGGAGGUGGACGGAGUACGAAUAUGAGAAACGGUUUCGUCACCGGCAAGGAAUCAUCUAGAUUCAUCCCUACCAGGUUUAGCUCAAAAUCUUUUUAUUUUGCUUCCAUUUUAAGAAUUGAUUUGGAUUUUUUUUUUCUUUUUACAGAGCUUAAAAUCUAA
Molecule: messenger RNA, 654 nt
Organism: Arabis nemorensis
Lineage: Eukaryota; Viridiplantae; Streptophyta; Magnoliopsida; Brassicales; Brassicaceae
Source: the annotation of a GenBank genome assembly